This is a messenger RNA of Effrenium voratum, 3108 nucleotides long. The record is from the annotation of a GenBank genome assembly. NCBI's taxonomy places the organism in Eukaryota, Dinophyceae, Suessiales, Symbiodiniaceae.
AUGAGUAAUUGCCAGCAAUUCAAUCCGCCGGUCACCCGGCGAACGUUCCUCGGCGCCACGCUGAGCAUUGCUGCGCUGUUCAGCAGUACCGCGCUCUCUUCGCCUGCCGCUGCGGAGCCAUAUGCGAGCAACACGGGUUUCAAGGCGGACAAGGACGAAGGUACGGAUGGAGACCUGUUCGUCGAUAACGUCAACGGUUCGGAUUCAAAUUCAGGGACGAGCGUCAGCGACGCCAUGGCAACUGUUUCAGCAGCCCUGGCCAUUGCGAAACCCGGCCAUGUCGUCAAGAUUCGCAAUGCUGGUGGCACCAAGUACCGGGAACGCAUUGCCGCCCCCUCCGGGACUGCAGGCAACACGAUCGUUCUGGAGGGAUAUGGAACUGAGAAGCCAGUCAUUACGGCAGCCGAGCCGUUGACCGGUGCAGUUGCAUGCACAGUCGCCGACGAGCCUGUCCUGGGCAAAAACUAUGCGUCGAUCUACAAGGUGCCGGGGUUCGCAAAGGAGGACAUAGCAUCCGGCGAUCCUCGCGCUGCAUUCCUGUUCGAAGGUGACAAGCGUUUGAUCCCGUGUAUGGGUCGCAAGCCGAAUCCACAAUAUCCGCAUACAGAAAGAGCCACAAAGGACUGGCUCGACGCUGACGAAACGGUGACCGACGGUGGUGAUCCGAACCUGGUUCUGGGCACCCGGCUUCCGGGCUUUACUGAUCGGUUCACAGCAGCACAAAUCGAAAACUGCGACAUUCUUUUCCAUCGUUUCCCAAACCGUGAUGCGCGGACAACCGUGGCGUCGUUUGAUGCGGCCAGUGAUACCAUCUACCUGAGCGAUCAGUCGUGGACGGCCGAGACCAACGCGAACAAGGAUAAAUUCAUCCUUGUGAACCUUUUGCCACAGAUGCGGAAAGGCGAAUGGGGUUUCGUCGACAAUGGAGCGACCGUUGAUCUUUACUUCUGGCCCAAUGACCCAUUGAGCGUUGACAACAACAUCGAGUACUCCCGACGAUCCAUCUGCGUGGAUGGACGCGGGCAAAGCCACUUGGCGUUUCGGUCCAUCAUUUGUGAAAGGUCCAGCGCCGCAGGGCCCCGCACGGAUGGCCGUUACGCAAUGACAUUCGGUCAUGUGGUAGGUGCACCUUAUGCAACCGAUGUCACGCUGGACAAUUGCUGGAUCAGGGAUACCUAUCGGGAUGGAUCAAGCUACGCCCCGGUCUGGGUUCGCAAUGUCAACAACUUCAAAAUGUCCAAUUCCACGGUAUCCGAUGCAAUCAAUCAGUUCGGCAUCCAAGUUCAGGGUCCGUUUUGGAACAAAUAUGAGGGGGCGGCGCUUGGCUGUGUCAUCGACAGAAACAUAGUCCUAAGAUCCGACCAAUCGCCCGUUCGGUUGUUCGGCCUUGAAAACUUCAUGGUCGUUCGCAACCAGUUUAUCGACUGCGGUCAAGCCGCCCACGCAAACAAGGGCAAUAUCUACCAGGGUGGUCACAACGGUCUGUGGUGGCACAAUUACUGGUGGGCCUGUUCCGGAUACUGGACGUUCCAGCGCUCGUCUGCUCAAUUCUUCGGCUUCAAUUUCAUUCAUGGCAACACGCUGGAUAAAGAUGGGCGCGCCAUUGAAGACCAAAACUUCGACAGAACUUCGAAACUAACCAAUUUGUCUCCAGCGACCGGCCAAGGCAUAAACGGCGAUUCAUAUUUCCUGAACAACAUGCUCGUGCCCUGGCGAAACGCCGCGACAUAUGCCAACUCGCUCAUCUUGGGGUCAAAGAGCGAAGCUGCGAUCAAUUUCUCUGUGAUGAACAACAUCCUGAAUGGCACAGGCUUUGUGACCGAGAAGCUCAUUGCAAACGGCGUUAAAACAAAUGUCUACACCAACGGAACACCGUUUGAUGCGUCAGACAGUCUGCGCCCCUUCGGCGAUGUCUAUCAGAACAUCACAAUCGGAGACAUCGCAGUCAAGGGCAACAGCCCGACACUGAAGGCUCCAUCUACCGCAAUCGACAGUCUUCCGGGAAUGGACGGGAGUAUUUCGCUUCGUUCGAAGUUCCCUGACUUUGACGGCUUUGGGAUGGACAUAGCGGGCAAACCGGUCGAUCUUUCGAAGCCGCCCGUCGGCCCGGUCAACGACCCUGCCGACCUGCAUCGGUUCGACCCGAUCUGGAUCGUGCGUCCGAAACUGACAGGAGCGCCGACUGUCGGUGGUUCCGUCACGGCCGACGAUGGCUACGUGAUGGCGCUUGGUCACACCUCCCGGACUUACCAGUGGUAUCUGGUGGAGGACGUCUAUGAUCCGCGCGACGACUGGACGCCCAUCGCUGGGGGAGAUUCCGCGACGUACUCGCCUGUCACGAGUGAUGUCGGCAAGUAUCUUGCACGGCGUACGACCAUGGAUGGGGUGCCUACAUAUUCAUUGAUGUCCGCGCCCGUCGCAUCCUCUUUCCCGAUCGGCAAGCCUGUCAGUCUCCUGAACCCACGCGCGGUUGACGCUCGCAAGUUUGCUGCGGGCAAGUGGCUCGAAACAGCGACGUUAGCAACGUCCAACAAACCGCUUCUGGUGAUCGUGUCGACUUUGAAUACCGCUUUUGGGAAAAUCGCCAGCCUUUCCAUCACACUGGGAGCAGAAGGAAGGGAAAACGGUACGGGCAAGGAGCUAUCCGUUGAUCCUACGGCAGCCCUGCGGACAAGGAACCAGUUGUCAGUGGCCACGAUUCUCGAACCUGGAACCGGCGUGCAGACCAUUCAGGUAAGCAGUGACGACAACUGGACGAACAUUCACGUGACAGUUCUUGAAGUGGAUGGCCUUGCCGGCAUCGCUGUCGGUUCGGUUACGGGUAGCUCAAAACCGACCGAGCUUUCACCAGCAAUCACCACGAGUAUGGACAACACGCUGGUCCUCUAUGCCCUCAAUCGAUAUGACGGCACCGGAGAUCCGAUCACCUGGGACGGGGGCACGACACUUAUAGAAGAACCAACGGGAAGAGGCCAUCCCUCAAAUUCGCUACGCGUGUCCUAUACUUACGAGCAGGCCGCCUCUUCAGGCACGUACUCCAAAACUGCGUCCUGGUCCGUAACCCACGGGGCUGCUACAUCGUUUGCGAUUGAAUUGCGGGCUGCAUGA